Brassica napus (rape) is the source of this 2188-nucleotide messenger RNA. RefSeq lists its product as uncharacterized. NCBI's taxonomy places the organism in Eukaryota, Viridiplantae, Streptophyta, Magnoliopsida, Brassicales, Brassicaceae. The record is from RefSeq and is a predicted model, not a curated record. Bases 555 to 2045 code for a protein of 496 amino acids. The transcript is spliced from 4 exons.
UUGUGGGGUCCCCAACAGCUGUCAUAUGGACUUUUCGGCCCAUUUAUCGUUAAUCAAAAACAGGAGGCCGUAUAUAUAAUUUCAUUUGUAGCCGUUAGAUUUUUCCCUUGCGAUAAAAUACUAUUUUCUCAGCCGUCCACUUUUUUUAACUCUGUGCACAGGGCAGUGAAAAAAAUCAAACGUCACCGCCAUUCACAGUCGUAAACGUCUAAACCGACUCCGAAAAGUCAAUGAAGCAUUAGAAGAUCGUUUCCACGACACCUUCCUUGCGACUUUCUUCAUCUCCAGCAGCUUAAAACUUGUCUAGCGAAAAUGAGCCGACCACAUGAUCCACCACGAGGCUUCUUCCCAUUUGGGAACCCCUUUCGGUUGCUAUCACCAAAGAGCUCAGCUUUAUCCUUUUGAAAAAGAAGAGAGAAUCUUUGUAUUCUUUUUCUUUUUCUUUCCUUCCACUCAUUACUCAUUAGAUUGUUCUGUCUAUAUAAACAUGAUAAAUCUAGUCUUCUAAUUAUCUAUACCACACAUUUAACAAGAUCUUCAAGAUAAUUCCUCCAAUGGCUUCUUGUGACACACCUGAUGCAUUUGCUUGGCUUCAAAACCUUCCUCCCUUUUCUCAAUGGAAAAGAAAAUCAAUGUCCAUGUGUAUUUGCUCUCCAAAUUCAUCACAUCCAUCUUUGAAUUUCUCUCUAACUCGUAGCUCUCAGUCUCCAAACACAUUCACCUUCUCCAUAGUAGCCAACUUCAAGAUUCCUAUAUCUCUCUUCAUCUCAAAACCUUUAAGAAUCAUUGGCUCUAAUCAAACUAAUCUCCUAAGUGAAAAUAUCAUCUCUACUCUAUUAAUGAGUUUUGUCGACAUAGUUCUCAACUAUAACGUCAAGAGAACUACAUGUUCAAUCCAAUUACAAAACCUAGGCUCCACUUCAAACCUCAAAGACGUUUUCAACCUCGCAUUCUUCACUUUCGUGUUUCUCAUCUGCAUCUACGAGGCACCCUCAAGCCUACGAACAACUUGUCUCAAAACGGUGAAAGAUCAGCUGGUUACUUGUAGGUCAAGGCAGGGCUCUAAGUUGCUCAUGGUGCAACUAGGCUCUAAUCUUGAAGAACAAUGGAUGAGAUCGCUCAACCUCGCCAUGACCAAUUGGAUCAUCGAAAUCAGAGCGUAUCAGCAUCUCAAGUCACCUUCUCCUUUGUUUUCGUAUGCUUUCUCAACUCAGGGUUUGUGGAAAGUUCAUAUGUAUUGUCCUGUGAUAGCAAUGGAAAUGGAGAGCGUAAAUAGUGCUUUAACCGACGAGAGAUUAUUCUUCUCGCUCAACUAUCAUCAACUUGAAGGUGUAAUCCAAUUCAACCACAGGAUUUACGUUCGUGAGAUGUGGUUUAACAUUGCUGUGAAUAUUGACAACGUCAGGUGUGACAUAAUUCGGCUUGUGAACGAGACACUUCUAUCAGAACGUGGGAUGGGAUUAGAGGAAAAACAUUUUCCAUCAAAAAUAUCAUUGCAACUAACACCAACGGUUCAAUCAAACAUCCUAAUGGCAUCCGUAGAAAAAUCCUCAGAAAACCCAUUGAGACAAUUUGAAGUAGAGAAAGGCAUAGAAGCAACAAUAGAUCCACCAAACACUUUCUUCGGACUCAAAGUCUCAGCUAACGAGACCAAAACAAAAAGCAUGAAACCAUGGAAAUUCGAACAGUGGGUUCAUGGUUGUACCGCCUACCUCACUUGGUUUUUACAUGACUUUGAUGAUGGAAGAGAAGUUUCAUCCUCUAAACCAUCAAAGGUUUCGAUGAUGAACCCUCGUGCUUGGUUCAAGAACCGGUACACAAAUGCGUUUAGGCCGUUUACAAAGCAAGGAGGAGUCGUGUUUGCAGGAGAUAGUUAUGGACAAAGCGUUUUGUGGAAGGUUGAUAAAAGAGCUAUUGGGAAAGUGAUGGAGUUUGAGGUUAAAGGUUGCGUUUGUUUGACUUAUUGGCCUAACAAGCAUCAUACUUUCUAUAGUGAUACAAGAAGAUUGGAAUUUAAAGAGAUGCUUUACCUCAAUCUUCCUUAGAUUACUUUUUCUUUUAAAUCAAAAUAAACGUUAAUGUAACUUAGAUUUACUACUACUAUAUGUUGUGUUUUAAUUUGGUUGUCUAGAGUGGUGAACGCAGGAAAAAUCUUGGCUAUAUAUAAUGAAGUUUGAAGUUUAUGAUA